Messenger RNA from Knipowitschia caucasica, 915 nucleotides. Lineage: Eukaryota; Metazoa; Chordata; Actinopteri; Gobiiformes; Gobiidae. The record is from the annotation of a GenBank genome assembly.
AUGAACGGUUAUGGUGCGGCCCUUCGGUACCAGUACAUCAACACGUCUGUGCCCACGCACUACCAGCUGCUGCCUCACCUCUUCAGCUACGCAGCUCAGUCCGGCCAGAUCACCCCCCAACUCACCCCCCAACUCACCCCCCAGCUCACCCCCCAGCCCAGCGGGGUCUACCCCCAGUCCCACCCCCUGGUGCUGCAGCUGGUGGCAGCCGAGGACCUCAGCCCCCUGGCCACGCCCAUGCUCAUCGAGGACGGGUACCAGGUGAGCCAGGUGGAGCUGUUCGCCCUGCUGUGCCGGUUGGCGGACGAGCUGCUGUUCCGUCAGAUCUCGUGGAUUAAGAAGCUGCCGUUCUUCUGCGACCUGUCCAUCGAGGAUUACACGUGUCUGCUCAGCUCCACGUGGCAGGAGCUCAUCCUGCUCUCCUGCCUCACCAUCUACAGCAGCCACAUAUUUGGGGAGCUCGCCGAGGUCACCGCCAAGUACACGCCCAGCGACGAGGAGCUGCAGGGCUUCAGUGAAGAUGGUAUGGAGGUCAUGGAGCGGCUCAUCUAUUUGUACCGAAAAUUCCACCAGCUCAAGAUCAGCAACGAGGAGUACGCCUGCAUGAAGGCCAUCAACUUCCUGAACCAGGAUAUCCGGGGUCUGUCCAACGUGUCGCAGCUGGAGCAGCUGAACAAGCGUUACUGGUACGUUUGUCAGGACUACACCGAGUUCAAGUACGCUCACCAACCCAAACGCUUCCCCGAGAUCAUGAUGUGUCUGCCCGAGAUACGCUGCAUCGCAGGAAAGCUGGUGAACGUCCCGUUGGAACAGCUCCCCCUGCUGUUCAAAGCGGUACUGCACUCCUGCAAAACCAGCCUGAACAACUACAGGAGCAGCCAGUCCCCGUGUGUGACCUCUGCCCCAGGAAACUAA